UAAAGAUAAGCCCUUCAACAGGACUUCCACUCGAGGGCACGGUAAAACUGUGUUCCUUAUAGGGGUCCCUUAUGCUAAAGAAGUGACCCGACCUUGUCAAACUCCACCAGAGAACAGUCAUCUCCAGCAUCACAAACAACACCUGAUCCAAAUCUGAUGCUCAAGAAUGACCACCUCAUCCAUGAUUCCUGAUCAGCAGCUUCCAACUUCAAGAGGAGGCCUUCAUAAAACGGGGAAGAGUGUGGUGAAUUUUGGGGAGAGUUAUCUCCAUUAGACUAAUAACCGCGCCGACAACAUUGAACAUCCUGACUUCAACAAGAACACACUACCAGCAACAACAAUGCCUAAUUUAGCAGGAAUACCUAACUUAUCGGGAAUGCCUAACUUAUCAUCAUUACCUCCCUUUACCAUGCCGAUGUCGCUGCCGGGGAUGCAGCCUGGUGCACUUCCAGCCAUGUCAUCGUUACCUACUCUCCCAGGUGUGACUACCAGCAGUACAAUGUCACCACCAGGAAGGGGCAGUCCCGCACCACCAAGUGCUGCGUUUUCCCCGGGAGCUACUCUGCCGAUGUCUAUUCAAACCCCUGCUCCCCUCCCUAACCUCCCAAUGAACUUUACUCUCCCCACUCAAGCAACAGGAGAGGUGCCCCAGGGUGUAGAUGGUACCCUUCCCCUACAGACAGCGGCUGCUGCAGGGGAUCCAAGUGCAGCUGCAGCAAAUAUCGCAGCAUCAGCUGUGUCUCCUAUUGUAGCAACAGUAGUCACAUCAUCGGAAACGGUCAAUGCUGCUUCCUACCAAUGCUUUAUAAAAACAACUUUUCUUUUUGAUAUUUUCUUUCUUAAAUGUUGAGGGAGCAUAUCUGUUAUGUGUGUGAGACGGAGAUCUGUGGAUGUAACAGAUUGUGUAGGAAACAUGUUACUGUGUUUUACACAUUGUCCAAUAUGUAAAGAUAUAGAGAUUAUAUACGAGACUUCGUGUGGAUGGUAGAGAUCUAUGUAUGGUUAUCAAUAGUGUAGGUUUAAACAUUAAACAAUAUAAGAUUGUAAAGACAAUAA
Mizuhopecten yessoensis (Yesso scallop) is the source of this 1056-nucleotide messenger RNA. Its product is annotated as classical arabinogalactan protein 2-like. The coding region runs from base 341 to 850 and encodes 169 amino acids. The transcript has 3 exons. The record is from RefSeq and is a predicted model, not a curated record. NCBI's taxonomy places the organism in Eukaryota, Metazoa, Mollusca, Bivalvia, Pectinida, Pectinidae.